AUGAAAUAUUUCGCUGUCUUGUUAUUGGCCAUUGCUGCCUGCAUUGCUACAACAUCGGCCCUUAAGAAUAAAUUGUGCGGCCAGAAACCUUUCAAAAACAGUGAUGGUUUCAGAACAUGCAUGGGUUACUUCCUCUCAUGGUCAUAUGUAAAGGAAUCCAAUGAAUGUGUUAAUUUCGUUUAUGGCGGCUGUUUUGGUAAUGGCAAUCGUUUUGAGUCCUUGGCCGAUUGUGAAAAUAAAUUCGGAAUUAUUUCCUCUUCAAAAGCCCUUAAACAAGAUCGCUGUGGCUUGUUGCAUUCGAAAAAUGGUGACAACGGUAUAAUGUGUGAAACAUAUUUUCCAUCGUGGACCUAUAAGGCCGAUACCAAUGAAUGCAUCUAUUUUGUUUACGGUGGUUGUGGCGGCAAUGCAAAUCGUUUUGAAUCUCAAGAGGAGUGUGAAAGGGAAUAUGUCUGCCAAUUGGAACAUUCCGUAGAUGGUUAUAAUGGCACAGCUUGUUUUGCUCAUUUCCCAUCCUGGUCUUAUAAUGCCGAUACGAAUGAGUGUGAGAAAUUUAUUUAUGGAGGAUGCGGCGGAAAUGCCAAUCGUUUUGAAACCUUAGAAGAUUGUGAAAGAACUUGUCGGAAAUAA
Messenger RNA from Musca vetustissima, 630 nucleotides. RefSeq names its product actinia tenebrosa protease inhibitors-like. The transcript has 5 exons. NCBI's taxonomy places the organism in Eukaryota, Metazoa, Arthropoda, Insecta, Diptera, Muscidae. The record is from RefSeq and is a predicted model, not a curated record. The coding region runs from base 1 to 630 and encodes 209 amino acids. Gene Ontology annotation, molecular function: serine-type endopeptidase inhibitor activity.